CACGGCGGGGCGGGAUGGGGGUGCGGGCCGUGCGGGCGGCGCUGACGGCUCACGGUGUCCGCAGGCCCGAGCACCGCCGGGAGACGGCGCGGUUCUGGCGGGAGCACCGCGCGGAGGCGGCGCUGCGGGAGCGGUGCCUGGUGCCCGCCGAGGAGUACGAGCGGUUCGCGCGGGCUCUGGAGCAGGCGCUGGCCGAGCACCAGCGGCGGGAGGAGGAGCGCAUCCUGCAGAUGGCGGCCGACAUCCGGGAGGCCGAGCGCCGGCAGCGGGAGACCGUGCAAGCCGCGCUGCAGCUUCAGCCCGAGCCAGAGCUUUGUGCAGGACCUUCUGUCUGCAGGCUCCCCGCAGGACCUGAACGGGACAGCCCUUGUGCAGAACAGCCUGGCCCGAGCGGAAUGCAGACAGGACCUGAUUUAGCCUGGAUGGAAUCAGGAAGGGUUCUCACCUUCAUUGGCCACCAGGAAACAGAAGGGAAAGGAAAUGUCCACACAGGAGCAAAACCUCCAUGGCUAACAGAGGAAGAAGAUGGAAGUAAAGAAAUUGGACCUUCCUAUGAGGAAUUUCUCAAACACAAGGAGAAGCAGAAGCUGAAAAAGCUGCCAGUGGAACGUGUUGGUGCCAACUUUGACCACGCCUCUCAGACCAGUGACAGCUGGCUCCCUUCCUUUGGGCGCGUUUGGAACCACGGCAGGAGGUGGCAGUCCCGGCAUCAGUUUAGAACUGAAUCAGGGGAAAAGAAGAAAAAAAGAUGAUCAGAUGAGGAACGCCAGACACCCACUCUGCUCUGGAAAGGCUGACUGUAGCUAGCUGCAGUUUUGUUGCCUUAAGAGCGUUCAUCUGAGCAUCACCUCUAAAGCCACACAAAGUCAGGUCCUGCCAGCAAGGACAGGCUCCUGUGGAUGCCACAUCUUCCCCGUCAGAAAGCCUACUCUGUACAGCAAGCAAUGCCAGUGGCCUGUGCUGACAUGGCACAUCCCACUGAAGCAAGAAUUUUUGGAGAAAUAAACUUUUUUUUUUUUAAAUGCC
Molecule: messenger RNA, 1026 nt
Organism: Passer montanus (Eurasian tree sparrow)
Lineage: Eukaryota; Metazoa; Chordata; Aves; Passeriformes; Passeridae
Gene: CENATAC
Product: centrosomal AT-AC splicing factor
Exons: 8
Coding region: 15-752 (245 amino acids)
Source: RefSeq, a predicted model, not a curated record